Syngnathoides biaculeatus (alligator pipefish) is the source of this 11725-nucleotide messenger RNA. It is a transcript of the gene dot1l, whose product is annotated as DOT1-like histone H3K79 methyltransferase. Gene Ontology annotation, molecular function: histone H3K79 methyltransferase activity. The record is from RefSeq and is a predicted model, not a curated record. The transcript has 29 exons. Gene Ontology annotation, biological process: DNA repair; regulation of transcription regulatory region DNA binding; DNA damage checkpoint signaling. The coding region runs from base 655 to 5382 and encodes 1575 amino acids. NCBI's taxonomy places the organism in Eukaryota, Metazoa, Chordata, Actinopteri, Syngnathiformes, Syngnathidae. Gene Ontology annotation, cellular component: nucleus.
AUCCCUUGUGUUUAUUACAUAGAUUUGAGGGGAAUUAUCUACUGUGACGUUUAAGUACUGUACUUUUAUGCUAACGGUCAAAAUACUUUUGUUGAAAUUCUUGGGAAAUUUCACACGUCGCGGAAUCACGUCCUUAUCGUCGCCGAGUGACGUUCUUCCUUGAAAAUAAUUGUAUAUACUAAAAUAUGUGAUGUUAUUUGGACUUACUUAGAACAGACACUGAUUGGGGAAAAAAAACUUGUCCUGCGUGUUUAUUAUUAAAAAAAAAAAAAAAAAAAAAGUGGCACGCCGCACUCCCGCCACCGCCGUCGCGGUUCCCCGGCUUCAAAGCACCUCCCCGUCGGUGACGUCACUCUCCCCUGAGUGUGGCCUCCUGCCAUAGUUUUUCAAUGCCGGGCAAGAUGGCGGCCACACGGACGAGGUGUUAUUGCCAGUGGUCAUAAAGAGGGCAUUUUUAUUGACAAAUCCUAACAGAGUCAGACGUCACCUUGCGCUCGUUACACGCCUCGGCGCCUUUCCGGGGGGCGUUUUUCUUUCUUUCUUCACAACACGCUUUGAGCCACCUCAACAUGUUCACGUUGUAGCUCGCGGAGAGCAGUCUACUCGCUAGCCUCGCUCGCUCGCCCGCAACCCCAAGCCGCCGUCAAGUGGAGAAUGGGAGAAAAGCUGGAGCUCAGGCUCAAAUCGCCGGUUGGAGCAGAAGCCGCUGGCUACCCUUGGCCGUUACCGGUUUACGAUAAACACCACGAUGCUGCCCAUGAAAUCAUCGAAACCAUCCGGUGGGUGUGCGAAGAGAUUCCAGACCUCAAGUUGGCAAUGGAAAACUAUGUCCUCAUCGACUACGACACCAAGAGUUAUGAGAGUAUGCAGAGACUGUGUGACAAAUACAACAGGGCCAUUGACAGCAUUCACCAGCUGUGGAAAGGGACCACCCAGCCCAUGAAGUUGAACAAGCGCCCUUCCAAUGGGCUUCUGCGACACAUCCUCCAGCAAGUGUACAACCACUCGGUUACUGACCCAGAGAAGCUGAACAACUACGAGCCCUUCUCACCAGAGGUGUACGGCGAGACCUCCUUCGACUUGGUGGCGCAGAUCAUCGAUGAAAUGGAAAUGAUGGAUGAAGACACCUUCGUGGACCUCGGCAGUGGUGUGGGUCAGGUAGUGCUGCAGGUUGCAGCAGCAACCAACUGCAAACACUACUAUGGCGUCGAGAAAGCAGACAUUCCUGCAACCUAUGCAGAGACCAUGGACAAAGAGUUUAAAAAGUGGAUGAAAUGGUAUGGAAAGAAACACGGGGAGUACACUCUGGAGAGAGGAGAUUUUCUGUCUGAAGAAUGGAAAGAAAGAAUCGCCAACACAAGUAUUAUUUUUGUGAAUAAUUUUGCCUUUGGGCCAGAGGUAGAUCACCAGCUGAAGGAACGCUUUGCUAACAUGAAGGAAGGUGGAAAAAUUGUAUCCUCCAAACCCUUUGCACCUUUGAAUUUUCGCAUAAACAGCCGGAACUUGAGUGAUAUAGGCACAAUAAUGCGUGUGGUAGAGCUCUCGCCACUGAGGGGCUCCGUGUCCUGGACUGGAAAGCCAGUCUCCUACUACCUGCACACCAUAGACCGCACCAUACUUGAAAACUACUUUGCGAGUCUCAAAAAUCCUAAACUCAGGGAAGAGCAAGAAGCAGCUCGGCGACGUCAGCAGAAAGAUACUAAGGACAGCAAAAGCAAUAGUACCACGCCCACCAAACCUAAGGAACAAAACAAGCAGGACUCCUGUGGGGAGGAGGAGUGCCCCCCUUUGGUGACUGUGGUCAAGCCCCCCGCCAAACCCCGUCAAACUAAACUCUUGGCCAAAGGUCGGAAGCUGAACAACAAGAAGCGGGGCCGACCCAAGAAGGCGGCGCCGGCUGUCGACAAGAAGAACAACCAGAGUGCGUUGGAUUUGCUGCACGCCAAGACCCUUUCUGCAGCGCCCCCUCAGGAUGCAUACCUGCAACCACGGAGUCCCUUUUACCAACUACCUCCUAAGGUUCAGCACUAUCCAGCCAAUCAAAUGCUGCUGAGUCCAACCCCUCCUGGUCUGCAACAACUGCUAGAUAACAUCAAAGUUCAAUACCUCCAGUUUAUGGCCUACAUGAAGACUCCUCAGUAUCAGUCCAAUUUGCAGCAGAUUUUAGAGCAGGAGAAGCAAAAACACAGGGAUUUAUCCAUGCAGGCUGAGCACCUCCAUUCCAUCUGUCAGUCUCACAAGGACAAAAUCAAAGGUCUCUUUCAGACCAAACUGGAUGAGCUGGGAGUGAAAGCUCUCACUGUGGAGGACCUGCUGCAGGCACAAAAGGAGAUUUCAGCCCAUAACCAUCAGCUUAAAGAGCAGACCAAACAGCUUGAGAGAGACAUGGCUGCACUGAGAAAUCACAGUGUGAUGUUGCUGAAGUCUCGAUGUGAGGAGCUGAAGUUAGAUUGGGGCUCUUUGAGUCUGGAGAGUCUAUUGAAGGAGAAGCUGGCCUUGCGGAGAGAGAUCUCUGAGAAGCAAAGACACUGCUUGGAGUUGCAGAUUAGCAUUGUGGAACUGGAGAAAAGUCAAAGGCAGCAGGAGCUGCUUCAGCUCAAAUCUUACAGCCCUCAUGAGGGUUCCCCUUACCGAAAGAACCUGGAAUCCCGUUCGUCUGGUGACAUGGACCUGUCCAAGUUUGGCCUGCCUUCAGUCCCAGCUCUCAAUGGCGUAAGCCCGGAUCGCUCCAUCAACGGCACCCACUCUCCCUCUUUCGACCGUGUAAACACAAAGACGGAGCUUCUUUCACGCUAUCUGCCGAUCUCUCCUGACCACGACAUUGGGGCGGCUAUGCCCGAGGCUCGACAGAGGCAGCACAUCUCUCACGCUCUUCCCGACUACACGCGCUUCUCCCCUGCCAAAAUUGCAUUGCGUAGGCACCUCAACCAGGAACCCACUGCUGCUAACCACUUGAGAGGCCCUGGGCUGCCCACACACAGAGGGGAAAUAGUUGGGCUUCACUCACCUCUCGGAGCCAAGCAGAGCAGCCCAUCUCCUAAUGCAUUAGAUGCCCAGAAUACUCAGAAGAGCACUGAGAGGGGUGGGAAGGAGAAGAGUCCAUCUACUCAGGUAGAUAGCAGUAUCACAAGCCUUCCAAUAAGUAUUCCACUGAGCACUGUUCACCCAAGCAAACUUCCAGUCAGCAUUCCACUGGCCAGUGUGGUGUUGCCCAGUCGGGCUGAGAGACUGAGAAGUACUCCCAGUCCAGUGUCUCAGGCCAGUCAAAUUAAUGGAUAUUCAUCUAGCUCAGGACUCAUGAAUGGAGGUCCCCAUCCAGAGGAACAAAAUGGUGCUUCUUCAUCACCUCCACACACAAACACACUUCUGGCGGGACCCAUGAGCAGAGGAGGUCCAAUCCAGAGCCCCCCACUCAGCACCGGAGGGGUUCUUCAUUAUGCAGACGGACCCCCAAGGAUUCUUCCAGAGGACAGCCAGGAGCGUCAGGAGACAGAGUCAGACACGGAGCCCCAGGACAAUGAAUUGCGAAGGAGAAUUUUUUUCUCUUCCUCAUCAGCAGGCAGCGUUGUCACAGGAUCACGCCUUCACCAUCAUGCCAGCAGCUCAAGCAAGCAAGGAUAUCUCAGUAACCAUGGAAACCACAACCACCAGUCGCCCAGCACACACAGCCAGCAUGGUCACACGCCCCCCAUGCACACGUCAUCGUCACAGUCCACACACGUCCUCGCUCCUCAAGAAGGACGUAAGCGCGGUAGGCGGAAGCGUGGCUCCACAGGAGCCGUCAUAGCCAGCGGCUCCCCAAAGAAGAGGUCAUUCCCCGGGAUCAGUGCUAACAACCACUCCUCCGGGUCCCCACUGAACAUUAAUUCCAUGGUGAACAACAUCAACCAACCUUUGGAGAUCGCCGCCAUCUCCUCGCCGGAGCAAUCGAGCCGCAGCCCCGCCGCAACAGCCCUCGACCAACCACCGGUUCUGAAGAGAGAGCGCCCUUUGGAAGUUAACGGUACCGGUCGUUACUCCUCUGCCCCCAGCACUGAUGAUGAGGACUCGGGAUACCCAGCUGACAGCACCAGUUCAAGGAUUGAAAGAAAAAUCGCUACAAUAUCCUUGGAGAGCAGAGAAGGACCCGGUAGACUUGGAGAUAGUGAAAGAGGCCGGAAGUCAAGUAGCAGCAGUGGCAACAGCACAGGAAGUGAGGCAUCCUCAUCCUCAUCGAUGUCCUCUACAAGCAAAUGGAAGUCAACCUUUUCACCCAUUUCUGACCUCAAGCAACCCAACUCUGACCCAAGACAAGGGGGCUCGCCGUUUGGAAUAGGAGGGUCAAACUUGGACACUGAUUACAAAAACCACCAACAGCCCAGGAAGGGGAGCGAUGGGGAGACAUCCAGCUACAUGAAUCCCAACCCCUUCCUGAGCCAAGAGGCUGGCAACCGCACCGCUGGGAGUGGAGGAGGCCAGGCUGGCAGCAGUUCUGACUCCCGCCAGGUUCUCCAGAAGCAGAAGGCUCCCCGUGAUUGGGAGCUGAAGACAAGCAGCAGCCAUUCCAGUCAGAAUCUCUUCAUAACUGCUGCUGCCAGCAGCGGUGCGGGCAUUCUCAGCGGCAAAGUCGGCGGCAGCCCUGUCACAGUUUCAACAGGAUCUUCAGUGGGUCAGUACCUGGGCUCUCAGUUCCCACUCGGAGGGACUUCGGUCUUACAGUCGUUGUUCGGGGCCCAGACAGGAAGCUCCGGCGCGAGCGCGAACGCACGACUGGUCAACGGACACUCUGGCCUGGGCAGCUUCUCUAGCGCUGGGCUUGCAGGUGGAGCAGCAGGAGGUACCUUUCUCCACAGUGUUACCUCAGUAUCCUCCCAUCAGUUUGGGAUUUCGCUGCCCACCUCCGGAGGCAUCAGCUCUCUGCUCAGUCUCUCCUCCCAACCCGCUUCCAUGCGACUAGCCUCCGCGCCCUCCCCUCUACCUCCCUCCCUAUCCCAGGCCCACGGUCGCACACAGUCAGUGUUACACAGCCCCUCCCCACCCAUGCUUUCUCUUCCUCCUCCGCCGCCCCUGCACAGCAUCGCCUCAUCCUCCACCUCGACCCCCACGCCUGCCGACACCUCUCAAACGCCCCACUUUUCCCGUCUCUCCCAGUCCUCCCUCCAUCACCAAAGGAUGCCUUUGUCCCAUGCCCUCGCUAUCUCCUCCUCUUCCUCUCUCGUUCUCGCUCACACCUCCUCCUCCUCCAUGUGUCGUCCAUGCGCUGUGCACUACUCUCCACGCUUGCCCCCGCCACCUCCCGCCAGCAGCUCAGGUGUUGGCGGGAGCAUACGUAGGAUUCAGGGCAUGCAUAGCACAUACACCACCACUACCGCCACCCCACUCCCCGGCUCCCGACCAAGAUAGGUUUUGGGGGUGAGGGAAACGGGGAGGGUGGUGUAAUGGGCAAACAAAGAGAGAGAGAGUGAGAGAGAGGGAGAUGCUUGUUGGGAGUUGAUUUUUCUAUAUAAACAAGGUAAUUGCUGAAAACUACCUCAACAUCAGAUAAACUAUGCAAACGUCAAGGUGUAGACCCAAGGCACUCUGCACCUCCCUGACUGGUGCUUUCACACGUCUGUACUACCAGACCGCCUCCAAGACCGGCUUCUGUACUGGGGCGCACACUCACACAUACACACACAUACAGGCGCGCACACAGACAUUCAGUGCAGUGAUCACCGUGAGCAGAAUUCAAAGGAACCCCGUUUAGAUGUCAAUUGCUUCGUACGUCUUUCUGAGACAUUAAGAAAUGGAUUUUCAUCUCCAUGACUUAUUGGAACAAGCACACGACUUCCUGUUUCGGAGGAGCCACUUCCCGUUUGACCCGUUCAUUUAUUCUGCUCAGAUGUCAAACGUUUUUUUUUUUAUUUCUUUUUUUUUUUUUUUUUCUUUCGUCUGACGUACGAAACGGGAUGAGGAAAAUCAUGUUUUGAUGAAGUUCACACUGGAUAAGAACAUAUAGUUGCGUUUGUAGCAUUAUGGUUUUGUAUAAUUAGGACCCACCCAUCUUUUCAUAAAAAAGUAACCAAGAGGUUGUUUUUUUUUUUUUUUUUUUUAGCAGGGAAACUAAUCGGUUUGCUUUAUACUCAUGGAGCUCGUUUCCUAACUGGAUCAAAGGUUUUCGCUCACGGGACUAACAUAUCAGUGGAGGCGUAACUGUCAUGCAUCCAAAUUGUUUACUCCCAUUUUUUUUUUUUCCAGCCUUGUUUAGAAACGUGAAAAGGUGUGAUCAUGAUUUACUAUUCUACUAUGAAAUGGUGCUCUGUGUUCGUUUGCUCUGGCACUGCUGUUAAGUGAAGAUUAAUCCAGGUAGAUAAUAUCAAUAAUAAUUACGACAGGAAACAAAAAACGAGGCACUGCGCGUUUCUAUAUUUAUUAUUCAUGUUUUUUCCAAGUGGCACUACUUUGAGCCCCCUCAAAGCAGGAUGUUUUUUAACCUAUUCUUAAGCUAAACUUUUUUAUAUUUAUUUGAGCUGCUGGGCACCGUGGGUGUAAGCCGAGGUUUUACAACUCUAAAAUGCGUUUAACGUACGCGCACACACACACACACACACAAACACACACACACUGGGAAAAUCCUUUUUACCAUUCAUCACAACAAACUACUGGACUGCAUCAAACAUUUAUUUUUGUGUUGUCGUUUUUGUCUUUGUACUGUGAAUAUGAUUCAUUCUCGACUGUACAGUUGUUAGAUUUAUAUAUUUAUGUCCUCCUAUUUGCCUUUUUUUUUUUAAUCCUAAAAUGUUGUACAAUGCAAUAUAUGUGACUCGCUGUCAAAAAACAAUGGUGCUAAAUUUGGACCGUGCCUGAUUUUAUUUAUUCUUGUAGUGAACACAUGCUGUACACAAGGACAUUUUUUUGUGUUCAUGCCCCCACCCCUUUGGCCUUUAAUUUCUAAUAUUUAAUAUUGUAUUGGGCUGUACAACACUUUUGGAUCAAAUUUCAGUGGAAGAAAAGGUUUUGUAUAAAAACGCCAAUGCAAAGCUAUAUUUAAUAUGUAAUUAUGUAUGUCUAAAUAUAUAUGAGAGGAAAAAAAAAUCUAUCGGUGCUGCAUUGUGACUCCCACAUUCAGUCUUCAGCUACCACAUGACCUUAAAACGUGGCGGCGUGCACACAGCUACGGUGUGCCGAGGUGCUGUAGCGGAGAGAACACGGCGUGGAUGUUUUUCCUGUCGUUUUUUUUUUAUCUUUUCAUUUUCUCAAGUCUCUGCAGGAAACAAAAAACCCGACAAAAGGUGCUUCUGUUUUACACGUGGAAUUAAACAGUGGUGCAAACAAGUGAUGUUUUACGACCGAGGCCCGUUUGUUUGUUUUUUUUGGAGGAAUUUGUGGGUAUUGCAAGAGCCGCACUGAUGUAAAACACGUUUUGUGUAUGUGCAUGUGACUCCUGUUUGAUCACAAUUGCUUAUUGUAGGGGUGGAGAACCUUUGGUCCGUGGGCUGCAUGUGGCCCGUAGAGAAAUUCGAAGACCCAACACUAAUUUCAGAGGAACUCAACAGAAAAGCCUAAAAAUAUGACACACAAGGACACGUGCAGUCUUCUCCCAAAGUGUUAAAAGCGACAAGGUAAAUUCCUUUGUUUUUGUUGUAUACUGAAGACAUUUGGAUUUCAAAUCAAAAAGAUGAAUAUGGGACAAAUGUUCAGAAUUCCAGCUUUUAUGUCAGGGUGCUUGCAUCUAGAUAUUAAACUAUUCAGGACAGAGCACCUUUUUGUUUGAAGCCACACACUUUUUAAGUGAGCAAAAAUAUUGGAACAGGUGUUUAAAUGCAAAUGAAUCACUUAAUAUUUGGGAGACUCCCCAAGACAGGUUGUGUCAGGAAGGGCAUCUGUCGUUAAAACUGUCCCGAAUAAAUAUGAGCGUUCAUCUGAGAUGUUACAGGACAAGCCGAAAGAAACUUACUUUACUUAAUAUUUGGUAGCAUAACCCAUAUUUCCAAUAACUGCAUCAAGCCUGCAACUCCUUGACUUUACCAGACUUGCAUUUUUCAUGUGAAAAGUUUUUCCGGGCGUUUGCUGCAGCCUCUUUCAUUUUUUUUGUUUUUGGGAUUUUUUUCCUUUCAGUCACUUCAGGAGGUAAAAUGCAUGCUCUGUUUCAGGGAUGUCAAACUAAUUUUUCUCGCGGGUCACAUUGUUGUUCCAGUUUCCCUCAGAGGGCCGUUAUGACUGAAACAAAAAUAUUAAGUCAUCUCAUCAUAUUUACAUCAUCAAUUUAUGAACUAGUUUUGGAAUCAGAAAUCAAUGGUAAUGUUUAUCAAGUAUUCAUGUUUAGUAACACAAAAAUGCUUGUAAUAUCUCAACUUUAUCAUUUAUGAGAUAUGACAAUUUGAAAUUUUCAUCCAGAUUUUCACAAGAAUCAUGGAAAUUGACACUUAAGAUUUGGCUUCGCGGGCCACAUAAAAUCAUGUGGCAGGCCAGAUCUGGCCCCCGGUCCUUUAGUUUGACACCUGUGCUCUAUUUGGUUAAGGUCUGGUGAAUGACUUGGUCAGGGUAAAACCUCACAGUCGUCCCCGCCCAUUAAAUCCUUGAUCGUGUUUGGCCUUAUGUUUUGAGUCACUGUUGCAUCAUGAUGCUUCUCUUGUUAGUUUACAUGGAUACGAAAUGCUUUUGUAGACUUAAUAAUUCAUUCAGCUGUUACCAUCAUGAGUUACAUCAUCAAUAAAGACAAGUGAACCCGUUCCAGAAGCUCCUAUGCAAGCCCAAAACAUGACCUUACGUCCACCGUGCUUCACGGAUGAGCUUGUUUUUUUCUCCAUACUUUGGCCUUUCCAUCACUUUGGUGUUUCUUUUUUCCAACGACUGCUAUUGAUACCUUUGGCCUUCCUCUUCCAAUGGCUUUUGCUCAGUACACUAGUAGUUGUUCUUUUUCGGGACAUUCCAAAUUGGAUUGGCUAUGGCCACUGUUUGAUCGGCGUUCCCUCUUCUAUCAGCUUCAAAAAUGGUUUGCUUUUCUCCCACAGACAGGUCUCUGGUCUUCAUGUUUAAAAGCAAAUGCGGUUUUCACAGGUGAGAACCAAGAACAUGCAUGCAAACAUCUGUUUAAGUAAGUAAGUUUCUUUCGACUUGUCCCGUUUGGGGGCGCCACAGUGUGACAUCUCAGAUGAACGCUCAUAUUUUUUUGGCAUAGUUUUUACACCGGAUGGCCUUCCUGACGCAACCCCUCUCGGGGAGUGGAGGCCCCAGUGAGAUACGAACUCGCGACCCCUGGUUUACCAAACCAAUGCCCAUCAGUCACAUGUUCCAAUACUUUUGGUCGUUGGGAAAGUGGGGUGGCUUCAAACAAAAAGUGCUCCAGCCUGUGUUGUUUAACACGUAUAAAUGUGUAAAUACCACAAAAUAUAAAAGCUGGAAUUCUUUUGUGUCAUUCAUCUUUUGUUCUAUAAACAACAAAAACUUCCAUGACUCUUGGAGGAGACUGUAAUACAUUACUCAGAAAAAUGGCGGGAUGUUGGUCUUUCGGUUGAAAUUUGAAGAUAUUAGCCAGAGCUGCUGCAGUGGUACCAUGACACAUUCGUAAAGUGUCAGUCGUGUGAACGUUUUGAAGUUUUAUGUUUUGAAGUGUACAUGUAGAAUGAACUAAAAAUCAAAAAGAGGUGAUGAACUUAACUUGUCGAGCAGAAAUCUUGAUUUCGUGUACUUUCUGAAUCCUUGUGGCCCCCUCCAUCUUUUGGAUGCGACCCUUGUUUUGUCAUGGUAUCGGUCCAGCUUUACGCCAUACUUGCAGAAAAGCUCCUCAAGUCCAACUUAACAGGUGCACGAGGCCGCAGCAGUGUUCCCAUGAGUGCACAAGAAAAAAAAUUGACACCUUGACAGUCAGUUCCUUUAUUUUUAUUUUAGCAGAUGUUUUUUCUCAUAUACUACAGUCUGGUUAUCAUUACAGUUUUGACAAAAGUCCAAAAAAUGAAAGUCCUCUUUAUUUUAAACCUUCCCUAAACGUGUACAACUGUUCAAAGUUUCACCCGAACUUUCUGUUCCUUAACAAGGAGCUGGACGGCAGAAUUCAUGCCAGGUGUUUUGAUCGGUGGAAAUAUUUAUGGGACAUUUACGACUUUGCCUUUCCUGCUGAUGACACUCCGCGAUGUCCUAAACUCAGUGGCUCCUUGCUGUUUACAGCCUCACAAUGUCGAGGUACCCGCCGAUCCAUUCCGAAAUGUCUCGGUCGCACGAUGUCAAAAUGUGAACAGCGUUCAGAAGAGGACUGUUUAAAAACCGGAUUAGCAAAGGAAAGUAUCAAUUUGGCCUUUCAGCUCUUUGUUUGAGAACACUUAAGUUUCACGAAAAGUACUCUGAUUAUUGAACAGUUGGGCAUAUCCUUUCAAAUGUGUAUUUUCAAGGUUACAGCACGACUUUACGUUCAAUCUGAAACUUCACCCAAAAGCGCAAUAUCCUGAACAUUGUCUUGUGUAUCUAAUAUCUGACCGGACGUUCCCCACCCACUGUAGUCUGUAGCCAGCACUGAGUUGGUUUUUUUUUUGUUUUUGUUUUUGAAUCAUUGGUGUUAUUUCUGUCAUGUCUCCACACGAUUUAAUUUUGUCUUACAGGUUUUUUGUCCUAUUUUUAGAAUUGCUAUUCAAACAAGGCAGCUCGCGGGACCUUUGCAGCUAUUCAUUGAAAAAUGCGACUCUUAUGCUGCUGUUUUCUCUCUCUGGUCAACUUUCUAUGGAGGACUCGUUGCGCAGCUUUUCGGGAUGUGCAAGUGAGAACCGACUUUUUAAUCACAGCUCGCAGACACUUUUGUAGCUCAAUGUAAUAAGGAAAGGGAUGCAGAGGUUUUUUUUUAAUACAAACUACAAUAUUGUCACUUCACUGGUACAAAGGCUUGUCAAAAUACCCAGAAAGGUACACAGGAUUACGAGUACGGGACAGUAAGAUUUCCCUGGGAGAACAUGAAAUGACUAUUAUUGUUGCCAUGGUGAUUGUAUCCGUACCAUUUGCCCUGAAGAGCAGUGGAAGGAUUUCAGAAUUUUCUCAGUAACGCAUUCAUUACCAGCUGUUUUUUCCAUAUUGCCAGCUGUUGCGGAUCAUUUUGAUUGAUCUUUCAAGACCCACAGAAUAUUGAGUUCUGGCCCAGACAAUAUAAGAACCGAAAGAAAGAGCGGACUUUCAUCAGAAAGUUUUUAUUUUUUUUUUUUUCUCUACUCAAAAAAUAAUCUCGAGUCAAAAGGGGAUGCAAUGCUGCCAUCUAGCAUCAUUAAAAGUUUUUAAUGCCACAAUUUCACACAAGGGAGUAAAGUAAAGUUUUCACAGUUCUGAGGUCCCUGGUUCAAUCCCGGAUCUGCCUGUGUGGAGUUUGCAUGUUGUUCUCCCCGUGCCUGCGUGGGUUUUCUCCGGGGACUCCGGUUUCCUGCCACAUUCCAAAAACUUGCAACAUUAAUUAGACACUCUAAAUUGCCCCUAGGUGUGAUUGUGAGUGCGACUGUUGUCUCUCUCUAUAUGCCCUUCGAUUGGCUGGCAACCAGUUCAAGGUGUACCCCGCCUCCUGCCCGUUGACAGCUGGGAUAGGCUCCGGCACUCCCCGCUACCCUUGUGAGGAAAAGCGGCAAAGAAGAUGGAUGAAUGGAUGGAUGGAUGGAAUUUCACACAAAACCAACCAACACAAGUCCAACUCUUCCAUGCCUCCCUAUUGAAAAAUGUACUUGGAAAAUAUAUUCGUGGCAAUAAAUUGGUUGAUUGGACUUGACUAAAUUAAAGUCCACAGCUGUAUUUUUUUUUU